Molecule: messenger RNA, 2814 nt
Organism: Xylona heveae TC161
Lineage: Eukaryota; Fungi; Ascomycota; Xylonomycetes; Xylonales; Xylonaceae
Exons: 3
Coding region: 1-2814 (937 amino acids)
Biological process (GO): regulation of DNA-templated transcription; DNA-templated transcription
Molecular function (GO): zinc ion binding; DNA-binding transcription factor activity, RNA polymerase II-specific; DNA binding
Source: RefSeq, a predicted model, not a curated record
AUGGCGACUGCUUCUGCACGGAACAAAAGCUCCGACGACUUUACCCCUGGCGCGGAGGGUCCAGCACCUAUCACCACGUCCCUGGUGGGCAACACUGCUCCUGCAGCUGCCGCUGCACAUCCUCCGCGGAUCCGUCGCCGAAAUCGCAUGAUAACAUCAUGUCUCGAGUGUCGUCGCCGCAAGCUUCGCUGCAAUCGGUCACAGCCAUGUGUCAAUUGCACAAAGGCCAAUCGAGACUGCGUCUUCCUUGCACCAGCUACCGAUGCUGUGGCCCAGCUCAAGCUCAAAGAAGUAAAAGAGAAAAUGGGUGAUUUGGAACUGGGUCUCGCUCGAGAUGCCGCCAGUAAUGUCACAAGAGAGGAUGAUUCUCCUGCAAGGACCACUGAUAGAAACGUUGAACAGGAGGACUUAUCUUUUCUACCGGCAGCUGGAGAUGACUCAGACUCGCUGGAUGAGCAGCAUCUAGUAGCAACCCCAAACGCUAUCGAGGAUGCUGUCUAUGAUGAUGAUGCGGACGAUGUGUUAAUGGACUUGGGAAUUCAACUGGGAAAAAUCGAUAUGGCAUUGAAGCACACAGAUGAUGGAUUGGAAUAUACACCUCUUUCGUCCUCUGGAUUUCGAUCCUUAUUCUACAAAGAAGAUCUCCGCCGCUCCUUGGAACCUCCACCGAUGUAUCUCGAGCCCUCUCCAGGCUUUCUUUUCGGCGGCAUUCCAGAGCGGAGCGCUUUGAUGGACUAUCUCCCCUCAAGGUCAGCCGCAGACCGGCUGAUUGGGCAGUAUUUUGAUUCUGUCCAUUAUAUCGCUCGAGUUGUGCAUCGACCGACGUUUGAGCGGCAGUACCGUAGCUUUUGGGCUCAGGUCUCAUUAGGCAUUGAACCUACGGCAUCACUGCAAGCGCUUGUCUUUGCGGCCAUGUUCUCUGCCAUUGUCAGCAUGCCAGAGGAAACCUCAUUUUCCGAAUUCGGCGUGAACAAAGCCCGGCUGACAGAGAACUUUUUACUGGGCACCGAGUCUGCUCUGGCGCGGGCAAAUUUUCUCCGCACAUCCAAGAUUGAAACUUUGCAGGCAUUUGUCAUGUAUCUUAUUCCUAUCUGUCGGGAUCAACUCUCUCGUACCCAUGCCGUUCUCGUGGCAGCAGCUAUCAGGAUUGCACAAUGCAUGGGUCUCCAUCGCGACGGAACCAACUACGGCCUGUCUCCUCUUGAAACGCACGUCCGCCGGCUCAUCUGGUAUCAACUGUGCUAUCUCGAUAUUCGGUCCUGCGACGCCCACGGUCCACGACCGUCAAUCCGGCGUGACGAUUUCGAUACUAAAUUCCCGCUCAAUGUCGACGACACAGCUUUUGGAUCCUCUUCUCCUCCUACAGAAGAUGCGCCGUUUUGGACUGACAUGACCUUUGCCCGGGUUCGCUUCGAAUGCCAUGAAACCCACCGGAUGAUUUGGUUUGAGCGCCCAAGAUUAGAGCGCAAGGAAAUUACUCUCCUCCAUCUCCUUGGAAAAGUUGACAAUUUCCGUCGUACUAUGCAAGAGAAAUUCCUUACCAUGCUCGACGACACCGUUCCAUUACACCGUUACGCGCGGCUCGUCUUUCAGAUACACUUUAACAGAAAUUUCCUCAUGAUCUUACACCGUUUCAUGGCUUCUCCGCACAAGAAAAUCCCAGAUCGACUACGACAGGUGGCUAUUUCGUGUGCUGUGGAACAGCUCGAAGCCGCCAUUGAAAUUGAAACGUCCCCUGAGCUUCGACCUUGGCUCUGGUUCUCAAGGACUUGCCAGCAAUUUCACUCGGGCUUGUUUCUGCUCAUAGAAAUCUACUUUUAUCCCAAUCAGCCUCUCGCAGAUAGAGUUUGGAAGGUCCUCGACUACACAUUUGAACUUUCUUCUGAUCUCCCCCGCGAGGUGAAGGCGCGAAGGAUGUUGACCGAAAUCCGCGACAGAACUGACGUAUAUCGUGAACUUCGCAAGAUGCGGGCGCCUGCAAAUCUGGAGGGUGAAGUCGGCUCAAGGGUUGCACGCGUGUCGCAACGACAUGAACAAGAAGAAGCCGCAAAAGACGUACUUGAGACAAGUGCAGGCGUGACAGGUAUAAAUAUGGGUACUCUGGGUGAUCCUUCCCAACCAGCACAAGCAUCUUCUCCGUCCAAUUUAUCUUGGUUCAAUCUACCCUUCUCAACCUUUCUUCCGAAUCAAUCACCGGCACACGUCGCAAGUGUUCAAAAUCGAUUAGAUGUCUCUUAUGCUGCGCAGCAGCGACAUCAGAAGGAGAGUGAAGGAAAAGCAAAAGAGGUUGAGGCGAAGAGCCCGUCCUCACCACAACGACCCACGCAAUUACCUCCUCCCGCCUCUGCUUUUCCAUCACCAAUUUCAGACGUAUCCCGCCAACCAGUGAAGCCGCCAGCGGCAUACACUCCCCUCGGUUUUGUCUCUUAUGCCGAUCAAUCAGUUCAGCAACCUGAUUUUGGCGCCAACUACACAAACGUCCCGAAUCCUGACUCCCCUUACACCCCAGCUGCUCAUGGUGCGACCGUGACUAGUCCGAGCGCGAAUUUGUCUGAUAACGGUCCUGGCGUUACAAGUCAAAGGAGCAGGACUUUCGAUGCUGGUGGAAGUUUGGCAUAUAGUCCUACUGCCAUUCCCAGUGGGCAGAAACCCAUUGCACAGAAUUAUCAGUACUUCUUCGCACCACCCCCGCAGCCAUCGGCGCCGCCGACUAUUGAGUCCCGGUCUACCAACUCCUCGUCGCCGGACGAACUCAUGCUGGAUAUCGAUUGGGAUGAGUGGGAUCGAUUGUUUCCGCAGCCUUCUGUGGUAUGA